GCUGCAAGUUCAGAUAGUAGGUCCUCCCGACAUCGCCGACCACCGCCGCCGGCCUCCCCGCUUUCUUCGGCUGCCAGCGUGAAGGCGCGCGCCUCGCCCGUCGCGGCUCCUCUCCGGCGGUUGCCAGCGUUCCCCGCCCUCCCGCAGCAGCUAUAGAGUUCCUGCCCCAACCGCCUCUCUCUCUCUGAAGCGCUCUAGUCCGGCCGCCGGCCGCCGGCCUCCACUGCCCCGGCAAGGUUGACACGGUUAGGUGCAACUCCAAGAACACGUUUCUUGUAGCGUCAGGUGAUGGCAAACAGCGAGUAUGAGUAUGUGAAGAGGGAGUUCGAGUUCGACCGCCGCCUCCCGGCCUCCAACUGGAUCGUUGUCCGCAUCGAUGGCUGCCAUUUCCACCGAUUCUCGAAGAUACAUGCCUUUGAGAAACCAAAUGAUGAGAAUGCUUUAAGAUUGAUGAAUGCUUGUGCCACCUCUAUGCUCGAGAAGUUCCCUGAUAUAGUGUUUGCUUAUGGUGUUAGCGAUGAGUACAGUUUUGUUUUCAGAGAGGAAACAGAAUUCUAUCAAAGGCGAGAAAGCAAAAUUCUGUCUAUAUGUGUUUCUUACUUCACAUCUGUGUACGGGAUGAAGUGGAAAGAUUUCUUUCCUAAUAAAGAUUUGAGGGAGCCUCCCUAUUUUGAUGGGCGAGUUGUAUGCUAUCCAAAUAUGAAAACCAUUCAUGAUUAUUUGGCAUGGAGGCAAGUGGACUGUCAUAUAAAUAAUCAUUAUAAUACAUGCUUCUGGAUGUUGGUGAAGUCUGGAAAAACUGAAAAAGAGGCACAACAGACAUUGAAGGGAACAUUUUCUGAGGACAAGAAUGAGUUGCUUUCUCAACAGUUCCAAGUCAACUAUGAGGAUGAACCGGCUAUGUUCCGGAAAGGAUCAAGUGUUUAUCGAGAUAAGGUAGAAACAAAGGUGAAAACAGAUGACUACGGGAAUCCAAUAAAAAGAAUCCGGCUGGCAAUUACAGUGUCAAAUUUAGAUAUCAUAGGACCUGAGUUUUGGGGAAAACAUCAAUACAUUCUUCAAGAAGGAAAAUAUAGAUAUGAGUAUGUGAAGAAGUUCGACGACAUCCGCAGGCUUCCAUGUUGUAAUUGGAUCGUUGUUCGUAUCAGCGCCUGCCAAUUCGACAAAUUCUCGCUGAUCCAUUCAUUUGACAAGCCAAAUGAUGAGACCGCUUUAAGUUUGAUGAACGCUUCUGCUUCUUUGAUGAUGGAGCAAUUCCCUGAUAUUAUCUUUGGUUAUGGUUUUAGCAACGAGUACAGCUUUGUGUUCCAGGAGAACACUGAAUUGUACCAGAGAAAUGAGAGAUUAAUCCUUUCUUCAUGUUCAUCAUGGUUCACUUCCUUUUACAUGAUGAAGUGGAAAGAAUAUUUCCCCAGUAAAGAAUUAGUGCAGCCACCUAAAUUUGAAGCAGAAGUUCUCUGUUACCCAAAACCAAAGAUCGUUUGUGAUUAUUUGUCCUGGAGGCAAGCAGAAUGUCACAACAGGAACCAAUACAAUACAUGCUUUUGGAUGUUAGUGAAAUCUGGAGAAGAUGAAAACAAAGCUAAUGAGAUACUAAAGGGAACAUUAUCAAAGGAUAAGAACGAGUUGCUUUUUCAGCGAUUUCAAAUGAACUACAACAAUGAACCCGCUAUGUUCCGAAAGGGUUCAUGUACUUACCGUCAAAAGGUGAAAGUGAGCGAAGACGUCGUGAGAGAUGGGUGGGAUGUGGCAGUGACCCACGUUGACAUGGGGCCUGACUUUUGGAGAAAGCAUAUUUAUAUUUUCGACAAAUGAUGAUAUUCGUACUUAUUCUAGGCCGAUUUGUAGCUCUCAUCCUCCUCCAGAAUUUUAUCUAGAAACAUCACGGUUUAGUGGAUUGUGUUUAGAGGAAUCAACGGGGGGAGAGAGUCCCCAGCUUACCUACCGGUUUUACAAGUACUAUGUACCCUGAACACCUCCAUAACUAACGGUUUUAUAAUACUCAAGCAGUCAAGCUUGAUCCAAAUGGUCAAGGAUGGUUUCUUACAA
This is a messenger RNA of Aegilops tauschii subsp. strangulata, 2049 nucleotides long. RefSeq names its product tRNA(His) guanylyltransferase 1. Gene Ontology annotation, molecular function: tRNA guanylyltransferase activity; magnesium ion binding. Gene Ontology annotation, biological process: tRNA modification. The record is from RefSeq and is a predicted model, not a curated record. NCBI's taxonomy places the organism in Eukaryota, Viridiplantae, Streptophyta, Magnoliopsida, Poales, Poaceae.